CGGGACAGCCCAGACUUUUUCUUUUUGAAAGAAAGAGACCAUCUUUUGCAUCUCCGAGUUCACUGCCCUAGGUGUGUCCAACACUGGGGCUGGUCAGGCCCAAGCCAGGAACCCCGGGAUGCAAGGGCCUCAGUUGCUGUCUGUCAGAGUGCGCCUUGGCGGUGCUGGGCUGGACCCCCUGCACAAACCUGGGAUGCUGGUGUCCCAGGGGAGCUGCAGCAAAAGCCAGGCCACUUCACCCCGCCCCUUUCCUGUGUGCCUGCACUUCCCUAGUGGAAGUUGCUAGUUGCCUGCCUGCUGUUUGUGGUCCUUAUUGGCUGAUAAAAGAAAGGAACCAUACAGACUUUUGACUGGCACUGAGUACAUCGUUGGAAGGAAAAACUGUGCUAUUCUAAUUGAAGAUGAUCAGUCAAUCAGUCGAAAUCAUGCAGUGUUAACUGCUAAUUUUGCUGUGACCAACUUGAGUCAAACUGAUGAAAUCCCUGUAUUGACAAUCAAAGAUAAUUCUAAAUAUGGUACCUUUGUUAAUGAGGCAAAAAUGCAAAAUCACCUUCCCCAAACUUUGAAGACAGGGGAUAGAGUCACCUUUGGAGUGUUUGAAAGUAAAUUCAGGGUAGAGUAUGAACAUUUGGUUGCCUGUUCUUCUUGUUUAGAUGUGUCUGGGAAAACUGCUCUAAAUCAAGCUGUGUUGCAACUUGGAGGACUCACUGUGAACAGCUGGACAAAAGAAUGUACUCACCUUGUCAUGAUGUCAGUGAAAGUCACCAUGGAAACGAUUUGUGCACUCAUUUGUGGAUGCCCCAUUGUAAAGCCAGAGUAUUUUACUGAAUUUCUCCAAGCAGUUCAGUCCAAGAAACAGCCUCCACAAAUAGAAAGUUUUUACCCACCUAUUGAUGAACCAGCCAUUGGAAAUAAUAAUAUUGAUCUGUCGGGGCGGCAGGAAAGAAAAGAGAUCUUCAAAGGAAAAACAUUUGUAUUUUUAAAUGCCAAGCAGUAUAAGAAACUAAGUUCAGCAGUUGUCUUUGGAGGUGGAGAAGCUAAGUUGAUAACAGAAGAAAAUGAAGAAGAGGAUAGCUUCUUUUCAGCUCCUGGAACGUGUGUUAUUGAUAUAGCAAUAACCAGUACACAAAUGGUACUUCCUGACUCUCAGAAAAAAUGGAUUCACUCAAUUAUGGAGAUGCUUCAGAGACAGGGUCUUCGACCUAUUCCUGAAGCAGAAAUUGGAUUGGCAGUUAUUUUCAUGACUACAGAGAAUUAUUGUGAUCCUCAGCACCAGCCCAGUUUAGGAGCAAAGACAACGACUCCAGGGCCAAGCCUUUCACAAGCCUUAUUGGUUGAUGAAAAACUAAGGCCAAGUCUCCCAGUGAACACUACAACGUAUGUCGUUGACACAGAGUCAGAGCAAGUAGAUACGUGUAUGGAUUUGAGUGAAAGGCCAAAAGAAAUCCAGAUGUGCAGAUUGGAACAAAAGUCUGUAACACUUGCACAGGAAAGAUCCAUUGUAAAGGAACCUCCCCAAACAGGUUCUCAUAAUCAAGUAUCAAAUACUCUGGAAAGGAAGCAAAUGUCAGACUCUCAAGGUUCACCAACAAAGUUUGCAGGUGAACAUAAAGGUAGAAAAUGGGCUUCUCAGCAGCAGGCUGACUCCAUCAAAAACUACUUUCAACCAUUUCCUAAAAAAAGGGAAAGAGAUGGAGAAGAUCAAGAAAUGUCUUCAUCCAAGUCAGCACGAACAGAAAUGUCUUGUUCUCUUCUAGAACAAACCCAACCUGCCCCAGUCUUAAUAUGGGAAAACACACAGCAGCAUCUAUCUCAGAAUGAGCCUCUUGACAAAGAAACAGAUAACUUGAUUCUAGUGAACAAUUUCAAAUCUGAUGUGAAAAAUUCUGCUCAUCAGUCUCUUUGCCCGGAAAAGCUAAUAACUAAAAAGAGAAAAGAAAUGGAUGAUCGGGCCAUAGAAGAUGAAGUCUUGGAAGAGUUAUUCAAGAACAGAAAACCAGAGUUGGAAAUGCAAGUGAAUGUUCAUAAACAAGAGGACAAUGUCAAUAUGAGAAAAAGGACCAAGAUGGAUCUGGAAACAGGCAGCACUCGCAAUGAUGAAACAGCACUAGAAAGAGACAAAGGAUCUCAAGAAAGUGAAAUUGGGAAGAAGUGUGAUCUCAAGCAAGAAUCACUGUGGUCAGCCAAAGAAGUGUCCAUCAAAGAAGAAGCUUGCAACGAUGAUGAACUUCGGGAAGAUGGCGAGGAGUUUCCAAAGAAGCUGUUACUGACUGAAUUUAGAUCAUUGGUGGUUAUCUCCACUUCCAGAAAUCUGUCGGAUGUAAAUAUUGAUUAUGGUCAACGGAAGAAUUUCAAGAAAUUCAAAAAGGUCACGUUUCCCGGAGCAGGAAAACUGCCACACAUCAUUGGAGGAUCAGAUCUAAUAGCUCAUAAUGCUCGAAAGAAUGCGGAAUUGGAAGAGUGGCUAAGGCAGGAGAUGGAGGUUAAGAGAAGGAGAGACAGAGAAGGAUGUUCUUCCAUCUGCUGGUUCAUUCUCCAAAUGGCCACAACAUCCACAGCUAAGUGAUGUGAAGACAUGGGCCCAAGAACAGGUCUGGAGAUGCAGGAUAUGAUUAGGAAGGUGAUAGGAAGCCAGGUUCUCCAGGGAUUUGCACCUUGUAAGGGUCAGACUCAGUCACUGAAGGGUUUUGGAUGGCAAAUGAAGGGAUCAGAGGCGGGUUUGAGGAAAUGCCCUCAGCACAUGGUUUUUCUGUUUUAAUGUGUUAGAAGCUUGAGGACUUUAGCAUGAAAAGUACUGCCUGGCUGGGGUAGUUCAGCAGCCACUUCAGCAUGCUCAGCUGGGACUAAACGGAAGGAGCCCAUUUGCUGCUGG
Ochotona curzoniae (black-lipped pika) is the source of this 2872-nucleotide messenger RNA. RefSeq names its product nibrin-like. The coding region runs from base 539 to 2566 and encodes 675 amino acids. Gene Ontology annotation, cellular component: Mre11 complex; nucleus. The record is from RefSeq and is a predicted model, not a curated record. The transcript has 15 exons. Lineage: Eukaryota; Metazoa; Chordata; Mammalia; Lagomorpha; Ochotonidae. Gene Ontology annotation, molecular function: protein binding; damaged DNA binding. Gene Ontology annotation, biological process: mitotic G2 DNA damage checkpoint signaling; telomere maintenance; double-strand break repair via homologous recombination.